This is a messenger RNA of Ectocarpus siliculosus, 2951 nucleotides long. The record is from the annotation of a GenBank genome assembly. NCBI's taxonomy places the organism in Eukaryota, Phaeophyceae, Ectocarpales, Ectocarpaceae.
AUGGCAGCGGUGACGGAGUCGGAGGUAGCGGGGUCGUUCUCUAAGAUUGGGGAGGACCCUUCCGACAAGGACUUCAUCGGGAAAUGCGUUUCUCUGUGCCAACGGUUCUCCCUGUCGGCCGGCGACCUUGCCGACCACUGGGAGUCCUUCGCCGUCAACCACGACGGCAGUAGGCUGGGGAUGUCCUCCUGGGCAGGCUUCGAGACCGAGGUCGCAAAGAGCAAGGCGGCGGCGUCGACACCCCCCGCCGCCUCCACCGGUACCGCAAGCACUCCGUCUGCUGCUUCUCGGAGCAGCAGCAGGCCUUCUAGCGCGUCGAUCGUGACGCCACGCCCGGCUGGCCGAAGGGUGGUGAACACCGUCACCUCGGAGGACCUCGCUUCCUCCGGGACGAAGCGGCCGAUGCUGCCGUUCUCCAGCCCGAACCCCAAGGCGAGGAGCAAGCUGGCCCGGCAGGACGGGGAGGGCGGGGACGGGGCCAGCCUGUCCCCGACGUCGGUGCAGUCCCCGCCGGACCUGGUGCGGGCCGUGUACUCCUCGCGCAAGAACGCGGGGCAAAAGACGGCGUCUUACAACCCGGCCCUGGGGCUUCGGGGGCUGUCGGUGGCCCCCUCCCCGCGGCAAGCCGGCACCCGGUGCGACGUGGUGGUGGACGGGGCUGUGGGCGCGCCGGCGCGGUACCGGUACAUGUACACGCCGCUGGAGGAGAGGGCCGCCGCGCUCGAGAAGGGCCUCGUGGCCUUGCAGGGCCAGAUGGAGAGGAAAUUCGGGCUGACGGAGAUCACUCCCGUCGGGGUGCCGAGGCAGGAGCAGGUGGUGGCGGUGGGGCGCGUCUGCUGCGAGUCGACGGAGGGCAAGAUCAAUCGCGCGUCUAUCCUGCUGGAGGGUUCCCGACGCGACAGCAGCGGUCAGCGGGCGCACCUCGAUCUCCGGGAGCUCCAGUCCUUCGCCCUCUUCCCGGGCCAGGUCGUGGCCGUCCAGGGCGUCAACGGCUCCGGCGGCCGCAUGGUGGCCCGCGGGAUCAUCGACGGAGUGCCUCGCCCUCUCCCGUCCUCGCGGCCCUCCGACCUCCUCCGCGCCCAGCACGGGGCGGAGCUCGGCGGCGGGAAGGCGCUCUCCAUCUUCGCCGCCGCGGGCCCGUUCACGACCAGCGACAGCCUCGUGUACGAGCCGCUGAACGACCUGCUGGGGGCGGUGAGGGCGGCGCGGCCGGACGUGGUGGUGCUCAUGGGACCCUUCGUGGACUCCGAGCACCCUAAGGUGGCCAGCGGAGACGCGACGAUCGAGUGCGUCGACGGCGGUUCGGAGUCGGUGGACUUCGAGACCCUGUUCCGCCUCCGCCUGUCGGAGAAGCUGGACAAGCUCUUCGCCGACGACAGGGACCUGCCCACACAGUUCGUGCUGGUGCCGUCGUUGAGGGACGUGUUCCACGAGUUUGUCUACCCGCAGCCCCCGUUCCACGACCGCGUGGAAGGAGGCGUCGAGCUCGGUGUCGGGGCGUACCCGGAAGAGCGCAUGUUCGUGCUCGACGUGCCCAAGACGGGAGCAAGAACAACAAGCGGAGGUGCCUCCGCCGCCGCCGCCGCGCGGCAGAAGCGGGUUCACCUCGCGCCGAACCCGGCGUGGCUGCGCGUGAACGAGGUUACGAUCGGGGUGUCCUCGACGGACGCCCUGUUCGACCUGUCGGGGGACGAGGUCAGCGCCGGAGGCAAGGGCACCAACAGGCUGGCGAGGCUCGCGGGCCACCUGCUGCAGCAGCAGUCGUUCUACCCGCUCUUCCCGCCGCCCGCGGGCUCGGCGGCGCAGCUCGACAUGCGCCACGCGCACCGCUGGGGCAUGCCGGCCACACCUGACGUGCUGCUCGUGCCGUCCAGGCUGGCGCAGUUCGCGCGACAAGUGCAGGGCUGCCUGUGCGUGAAUCCGGGUCAGCUGUCCAAGGGCACGGGCGGAGGGACCUACGCCGAGUUAGCCGUGCACCCCAUGCCGCAGGAGACGUUAGCAAAGAAGCAGGAGGAGCUGGCGGACAAGCCCGACGCUACGGUCGAGCACGACGUGGCUAAGCGCACGUGCGUGGAGAUCAGGAGAAUCUAGUCGGCGAACGCCACGCGCGCGGCAGAGGACGACGGUUUAGAAGACGAAGAGAUAAAGUGUUAAUAGGACUAUUUACUAUUUACAACCUAAAACACUUGGGCACGAGGUGCACGGCAGGAUUAUUAUAGGUGCCGAGAGGGGGAGAUUGACUGCUUCAGGAGAUCACGGGGAACGUUUUUUCGUGGAAAUAUUUAAAAUUGUACCGUAGAGUGAUUCGUGAUCAGGGAGCGCGCAGCAGGCGGGGGAGCAGAGAGAGGGUAAAGGGGGGGAGGGAGGGAGGGAGAGAGUAAGAGAGUGAGAGAGAGGGAAAGAGGUCAUGCUUCGCGACAACGCAUCCACCAAAAAGCUAGGGAGGCGCCUUGUAUGUUGCAACAGGAGAAAACAAGCAGCUCUUUCGUCAUCCUAAUGAAUCGAGGUCUCCCAAGGGGAGCUCUUCCUUCAUCUGGGAGACUCUGUAAUUUCUUUGGACGAUGUGGCGGAGGGGAUGGGUUGAUCCUUUGCGCCCUGUUUCCUCUUGGAAUCGUAGCUGCUCUCGCUUGUGGUUGGUGUUCGCUCCCGUUGUGUGUGUCUCUCAGCGUGAGCUACUCGAUGGCAGCCUUGUACGCGAGUCGAGGCAGGGCAUGUACUGCUAUCGCUGUAGUGAUGCUAUCCGUUCGGAUACCGUAUUCCGCUUGACGACAUCAGCGUGUCGCGUUUCAUGCUUACGCGUGGCUAACACCCCCCCGGCAAUCAAGUCGACCGUGAAAGGGUUUUUAAGUUCACGCGUUGAGCAUUCAGGGCAUGAUGAGAUGUCACGCUACUUUUGGCCCCACUUUGGGGCGUUCUUUUUACCUACGCGGUGUGUUUUCGCGCCGGUGGUG